Leishmania braziliensis MHOM/BR/75/M2904 is the source of this 1704-nucleotide messenger RNA. RefSeq lists its product as hypothetical. Bases 1 to 1704 code for a protein of 567 amino acids. The transcript has a single exon. Gene Ontology annotation, biological process: selenocysteine incorporation. Gene Ontology annotation, molecular function: selenocysteine insertion sequence binding; mRNA 3'-UTR binding; ribonucleoprotein complex binding. NCBI's taxonomy places the organism in Eukaryota, Euglenozoa, Kinetoplastea, Trypanosomatida, Trypanosomatidae. The record is from RefSeq and is a predicted model, not a curated record. Gene Ontology annotation, cellular component: ribonucleoprotein complex.
AUGCCCCUUUCUGAGAACGCGUUGCUGGAGCAGCACCGGCCUCAAGAACAGUGCAGCACCAAUAACAAGAAGCGGAGGAGGAAGAAUGCCCCUUCAUUGACGUCCGCACCGACGACUACACAGCCGCAGCAGCUCUUUUCCCUCCUCCCCCGCAUGGCGAACGCCCCACAGCCCCGUUGCACUACCGCAAGAAAUGCGGAGAAGGCCGUACGCGCGAAGAUCAAAGGCAAAAAAUGGAACCCAAACGCCGUGACGACUCCCUUCAAUCACCGCGCGCGCUUCACGAAGUUGAAGCGCGGCAUCCACGUACAGCGGCGGUGGGCGCUGGAGUUCUUGCGGACACCGAUGCCGCAAAUGUGCGCUGGUACAGCUGCGCAAGCAGAGCACUUCAAGGCUUCCCCAGCUUCCCUCAGCUCCUUAUCAUCGACAGAGGUAUGGACCAACGACGGAGUGAACGACGGUGACGCACGUGCUGACGUGGGGACGCGCAAGGUGUGUCGUGACUCCCAGGCAACCGUCGAGCGGACCGUAGCGUCCAUGAACUCACUCUACGCAAGGCUGGACGCAGCCAUGAAGAGUCGCCGAUACAGGCAGGCAGGGAAGCUGAAAAGGUGUAUUCGCGCUCACCAGCUGCGGCUGCGGCGCGAGUUGCAGGAUCGUGCGCUGCAAAGUCUUUUGAGAGGAGAUGCACACAGAAGUAGUCAAGCGCUGUCCGACACAGUUGGUGCCGGUAUGCAGCAGACGCAUUUAAUGGUUUCUUCCAGUGACGCUGCGCUGUUGUCCCCGUACCGAAGCUUUUAUCCUCCCUCAACGUGGCUGGGUGUGGGCAGACACCCGCACAGCGCGUGGGUGGAUCAGCGCACCGGCCGGUACCCACAGAUCUGCACCGAAGAGACCCUUCAAGCGGUAGUGCAUCGCUUCAUGAAUGGCGACGGAGCAGACCGUGACACCUUGCCCGACCCCUACAAGGCAUUGGUCUCUGCUCCGUCUUCGCCCCCACUCAGUGCGGCGCUUUCGCGGUCACAGCGUGCGAUGAAGUCUUCACUCUUCGCCGCAGCCUACUGUACUAACGUGCUUACUGACAUGCUUGACGACCUCUGCUUCACGCUGCUGCAGGGCCUCUACAAGGAGCAACACGACUUGAGGAAGAAACAGCCGCUGCAGUUCAAGGCGCGGCAGCGAUACGUUGUGGGCUUUCAGGAGGUGCUGAAGUGCCUAAAGGCAGGGCGCGUGCGGCUCGUUCUGCUGGCGACGGAUGUUGAAGCAGUCGAGGUUUCUGUCUCCGCGCUGCCACCACCACCUUCUCAGCCUUCAGUCAGCGUGUCUGGUGGGUAUUGGGUGCCUUCGUCCUCUUCACGUCCGGCAAAGAAGUUAGCACGGAAGAAGGCAUUCCAGACACUGCACGAAGCUGUUCAACUUGUGCAGCAGCUUUGCGGAGUUGCCGGUCAUGUCACACGUGACACCGUCGCCCACCUCAGUGGCCACAGCGCUCGAGCACCACCACUCUGCGUGUCCUGUAUGUCGCGCCAGCGACUGUCUUACGCGCUGCACGCGAAGGGCAGCAAGAUAGGGUGUGUAGCGGUGCUGCAAGCUGAAAAAAAUCGAGAGGCUCUCAAGGCGGUGAUGUGCUAUGCGCGAUACCUGACGGACGCCUACACCACAGAGCUCGAGGCAACGAUGGCAGCCGAGAAGCAGGAAGUAUAA